Molecule: messenger RNA, 1584 nt
Organism: Ruditapes philippinarum (Manila clam)
Lineage: Eukaryota; Metazoa; Mollusca; Bivalvia; Venerida; Veneridae
Product: copine family protein 1-like
Exons: 6
Coding region: 386-1159 (257 amino acids)
Source: RefSeq, a predicted model, not a curated record
AUCAGUCGUCUCGAAUACAUUCUCGUUAGGGUCCUUAAGUCUUAAUUACUAUUGAUUACAUAGCGUACUUAAUGUUGGGUUUUUAUUUUAUUUAUUGACACAGUUUGAGACAGUGAUACAGUGUGAUAAUUAAACUGAUUGUCUACAUGAGUACUUACUGUAUGUUUACAAUGAGAUGGCAUACAAAAUAACGUCUCCAGGGAGCUGGUGCGUGUAGCUAAUCAUGAUACAAUUGUCUACAAUCAACUUUCCAUUGGACAUUAGGUUCGUCUUUAUCCGAGAUAUCAUUACGACGUAUUAGAAUUAUAUUAUAAAGAACAUUUCUGAAGGGGAUUGGAUAAAAUGAUAUAGACUUGUAAAUGCUCAACCUAACUAGUCUUCAACAAUGUCUACUGCUGAUGCUAUAAGUGACGAUGACGAGAAGGGAUAUGAAACGCUUGAAGAAGUCACUAAAGCCAUAAAGAAAGCUGGAGUAAACAGCUGUGGACUUAUAUUUGGAAUAGACUAUACAAUAAGUAAUAAACUUCAAGGACAAAAGACAUUUGAUGGCCAUAGUCUGCAUGACGUUUCUAAAGAUAGAAUCAACCCGUACCAAGAGGUAAUAUGUAUACUAGGGGAGACUUUGGAACCUUUGGACGAUGAUGGCUCCAUUAAUGCUUUUGGUUUUGGAGACAGAAAGAGUAAAGAUAAAAAGACAUUUCCGUUCAAACCCCAGGGAGAAUGUGAUGGAUUUGCAGAAGUGUUAGAUGUUUAUAAUGAAAUAACACCCAAGAUCAGAAUGGGGGGACCAACAAAUUUUGCUCCACUUAUCAAGAAGGCGGUGGACAUUGUCAGGAAAAAUCAGGAGUAUCACAUCCUAGUCAUAGUAGCUGACGGACAGGUAACCAGCGAGGAGGAAACCAUUCAAGCCAUUGUUGAUGCCUCCAACUUCCCUCUUUCUAUCAUCGUCAUUGGUGUUGGUGACGGUCCAUGGAAUGUUAUGAAUGAUUUAGACGAAAAGUUACCAUCUAGAAAAUUCGAUAAUUUUAAGUUUGUCGACUUUCAUGAGAUCAAAGGUUCAGCUAGAAAUCCACAAACUGCUAUAGCGAUAGAAGCAUUAUCGGAGAUUCCCGAACAAUACAAAGCUAUCCGGAAACUUAAACUUAUAGAAAACAUGUGAAUUCCAUGAUCACAAUGUAUGUUUAAAAUAAUAUAGUACGUGUACAUUUGAAAUUAACAUAAAAUUUACAACUUCUGUGACACAGCUUUACAUUAACAUAAAAUCUGAUUUAAUUAAAGACUUUAAAAGAGUCAUACUGUGUGAGCAUAUAACGCUAUGACAUUAAUUCACAUUUCUUAAUCUAACAUACAUUAUAUUUAAUCAAUUUAUGUGUCAAGAAAUCGUUACAAAAUGGAGUGUGUAUGCAACAAUGUUGUUGUUUUUUGUCGACAGUCCUCAUUAUAUACAUUGUAUUUACAAAAGCUGUAAAUCUUAAAUAUAAAAGGAAAACCACUAAGGUCCAAAAAGUAUAAAAACGUUAAAUUUGAAUUUCUUAUAUAGAUCAACUGAUACAUUUAGAUUAGAAAGAUAUGCAAAAUAUAAUU